CAUUCUGUGGACUUGAGACGUUUCGCGUCUCGACAUCGGCAAUUGCUGAUGAUUUAUCGGCCAAUAGAAAAAGAAGAGGUCCCCAUGGCUUUGCGGAUUUCGGGUAAGAAUGUUGAUGUGGGCGAUGCACUUCGCGAGCACAUCACAGACCGAAUCGAUGAUGCCCUGUCCAAGUAUUUCACGGGCGGAUUCACUGGCCACGUCACGCUUAGCAGGGAGGGCACAGGCUUCAAGUCUGAAUGCAACCUGCACCUGGACACGGGAAUCGUGCUACAGGUGUCGGCGCAGGAUCAGGAUCCGCGCAACAGUUUCGAUGCUGCUGCGGACAAGAUCGAAAAGCGAUUGCGCCGUUACAAGCGGAAGCUAAAGGAUCACCACAGCCACAACGGCAACGGUCGUGAGGCGUUCGAAGCAGCAUCCUACGUAUUGGCGUCACCGGAGGACGACGAGGAAGUGCCGGUGGAUUUCAAUCCGCUUGUUAUUGCCGAGACCUCUGCCAAGGUUAAGACCAUGACAGUCGGUAUGGCGGUGAUGGAGCUGGAUCUGACCGAAGCACCGGUGGUUCUGUUCAAAAAUGCGGCAAAUGGCGGUGUAAACGUUGUCUACCGCAGAGCAGAUGGCAAUAUAGGGUGGAUAGACCCAGCGUUGGUGGCCGGUGAGGCCGCCGAAUAAAAUGA
Effrenium voratum is the source of this 677-nucleotide messenger RNA. The record is from the annotation of a GenBank genome assembly. Lineage: Eukaryota; Dinophyceae; Suessiales; Symbiodiniaceae.